This is a messenger RNA of Paramacrobiotus metropolitanus, 874 nucleotides long. RefSeq names its product fucose mutarotase-like. The coding region runs from base 175 to 627 and encodes 150 amino acids. The record is from RefSeq and is a predicted model, not a curated record. The transcript is spliced from 2 exons. Gene Ontology annotation, biological process: fucose metabolic process. Lineage: Eukaryota; Metazoa; Tardigrada; Eutardigrada; Parachela; Macrobiotidae. Gene Ontology annotation, molecular function: racemase and epimerase activity, acting on carbohydrates and derivatives; fucose binding.
UGCGGGUGCGAGCUUGAAAAAUGCUUACAGGUCGCGCAACUUUCCGCCACAUAACAGCGGCGGGAUGAAACCGCUGUCAUCACAGUAUUAUUUUUGCCUCGAUCUUGGCUUGAUUCACAAACAUUCAGAACGGAUCUCACUCAUCGUUUACAUCUCUUCCUAGAAGUUUUCAAUAUGGUCAUCUUAAAGGGGAUUCCUAGAAACAUUUCUCCGGAACUACUGUGCGUUCUUGGACAAAUGGGGCAUGGGGACGAGAUAGUUCUUGCUGAUGCCAACUUUCCUUCGUCUUCCACUUGCAGGAAUGGCGCAAAGGAGAUUCGUGCUGAUGGUCAAAACAUUCCGGAGCUGCUCAAGUCUAUCAUGCAGUUGUUCCCGUUAGACACGUAUGACAAACCAGCAUACGUAAUGGAUCUGGAACCGCAAGACAAGGCGCGCAACCUUCCGACGCCGAUUUGGAAAGAAUUUGAAAGAAUUAUCAACGAAGCCGAGCCCGGGCGGCAGCUGGAAGUGACUAAACUCGAACGUUUCAAAUUUUACGAAAAAGCAAAAGGUGCCUUUGCAGUCGUGGUAACGAGCGAAGCGGCCCUUUACGGGAAUAUCAUCCUGAAAAAGGGUGUAAUACCCUAAAAGAGGUUUAACAAUACAAUGUAAUGCAGAUUCAUUACAAGAUAAUGGAUUAUAAAUCCGAAUGAUAGUCAAGGUCCUUCCGUGUCACAUUUGGGUCUGAGAGUCCAGUACUUAAGGAAUUUUCAGUUGUUUAAUGUUUACUACGAAAUUCAUUGAAGAUGCCGUGGUUGAAAAGUUGCCAGAAAAACUACGUGGUCCUUCAAAUUGGAAACUAUACCUUUUGUAAUAAUUUAUUUGUAUGUAAGUA